Molecule: messenger RNA, 1510 nt
Organism: Gloeophyllum trabeum ATCC 11539
Lineage: Eukaryota; Fungi; Basidiomycota; Agaricomycetes; Gloeophyllales; Gloeophyllaceae
Product: cytochrome P450
Exons: 13
Coding region: 152-1510 (452 amino acids)
Molecular function (GO): iron ion binding; monooxygenase activity; heme binding
Source: RefSeq, a predicted model, not a curated record
CGUUGACCUUGUCGACAGGACCGGCGUGGGCGAACUGCCAAGAGAUGGGAUCAGUGUUGGAUAUGUUGUACUCUUGCUCUUUCUUAUUUUGCACGUAUUUUCUAUAAUCAUCGCAGAGAGAGGUAUCCCCCCCGCUGGAUAUCCCAAAUGGAUGGGACCGUGCUACGGGGCCGUCCGAUUUUAUUUUGCGUCGCAGAAGAUGAUACAGGAGGGUCAUAGAAAGUACGCGGAAAGUGGGAUUUUCAAGGUGCCCAGGUGGACGAGUUGGCUUAUAAUAGUCGAUAGCGACCAGCUAGUUGGAGAAUUGUAUCAGAUGCCAGAGGAGAUAUUGUCAGAGCGGGAUUCUAACAGCGAGGAAAACCAAACCAAGUAUACGAUGGGUGAGACCAUUUAUACCAAUCCAUACCAUGUCCCCCUUCUCCGGAGCAAGCUCCCUCGUCACAAUGACCUCCUCGGAGCGGAAUGCCUGGACGAGAUCCCCUAUGCGUUCGAAGAGGUUAUAGGAAGGGGCACGGACGAAUCAUGGAGGAACAUAGACAUUGUGAAGCCGCUGACGAAUGUUGUAGCACGAACAUCUAGCCGAUUUAUCGUCGGAGAACCUCUUUGUCGCGACGAAAGCUACAUCAGUGUAGCCCUGCAAUCCGGACCGGACAUCGUUAUCAAGGCUUUCUUCAUUAACCUAUUCCCCUCAAUAUUUAGACCAAUCUCUGGUCGUCUCCUCACUAACCUACCCGCGAAAACACGGGCCCUGGUCAACUUCUUGGGGCCCGCAAUAGAAGAGAGGAAAGCACUCGCAGCAGAAACCAAGAAAGACCUGAGCACUAGACACCAGGACGUACUCUCGGAACUUAUGCAAGUAGCCCCGCCCGAGGAGCAGGCACCGGAGGCCAUAGCACGACGAGUGAUGGCAGCAAAUGCCGCUGCCUUCCAUUCGUUAUCUUUGACGUGCCUCAACGCCCUGGUAACGCUAGCCACACGACCGGAAUAUGUCCCUCUCCUUCGAGCCGAGGUGGAGGACGCCAUCCAAACCCACGGAUGGGGCAAGAAUGCCAUGGACCAGCUACCCAAAUUGGACAGCUUCCUCAAGGAGUCGAUGCGGUUCAACGUCCUCGGGUCAACGAGCUUACCGAGAAGGGCGCGUGAGCCGUUCAGCUUCUCCGAUGGGACGUACAUACCGCGGGGCACUUACGUGGCGACGACCUGGUCGAACCAUUUCGAUGAGCAGCAUUACCCCGGGGCGACGUCCUUUGAUGGGUUGAGGUUCUAUAAGGAGAGUAGUUCGUCAGGACAAGGGAGAGUCAACGAAGUUAUCCGCACCAGUCCGUAUUACCAGCCAUUUGGGCACGGGAAGCAUGUCUGGUACCCUGGCCGGUUCGUAGCCUCGUGCAUCAUGAAAGGCGUCCUCGCGCACAUCCUAUUGAACUACGACGUCAAGAUGGGCGGAGACGGGACGCGGCCUCGGGACAUCUGGUUCAAGUACUACUGUAGCCCUGCUUUGCAUAUCCCGUGA